Callorhinus ursinus (northern fur seal) is the source of this 2345-nucleotide messenger RNA. It is a transcript of the gene FZD6, whose product is annotated as frizzled class receptor 6. Gene Ontology annotation, cellular component: plasma membrane. Gene Ontology annotation, biological process: canonical Wnt signaling pathway; non-canonical Wnt signaling pathway. The record is from RefSeq and is a predicted model, not a curated record. Lineage: Eukaryota; Metazoa; Chordata; Mammalia; Carnivora; Otariidae. Gene Ontology annotation, molecular function: Wnt receptor activity; Wnt-protein binding.
GUCUCAGGUCGCGGUGGGCGGACGGCCGACUGGACGAGGACUGGAGGGAGUAAUUGACCCAGAACUCAUUUCAGGAAAAGAGCUUCCUUCAAAAUGGCAAAAUAAUGAAAGAGGAAUUUGAACAUUUUAUUUUUGGAUGGAAAUCUGAGGAUGAAAAUUCGAGCGAUUAAUCCCAGCCAUGUGGUAGAACCAGGAAUUUGAAGAAAAUGGAAAUGUUGACAUUUUUGUGGACAUGUGUUUUUCUCCCCUUCAUAAGAGGGCACAGUCUUUUCACCUGUGAACCAAUUACUGUUCCCAGAUGUAUGAAAAUGGCCUACAACAUGACAUUUUUCCCUAAUUUGAUGAGGCAUUAUGACCAGAGUACAGCUGCUGUGAAAAUGGAGCCUUUUCUUCCUCUUGCAAAUUUGGAGUGUUCACCAAACAUCGAAACUUUCCUUUGCAAAGCUUUUGUACCAGCCUGCACAGAACAAAUUAAUGUGGUUCCACCUUGUCGUAACUUUUGUGAGAAAGUAUAUUCUGAUUGCAAAAAAUUAAUCGACACUUUCGGUAUGCGAUGGCCUGAGGAACUUGAAUGUGACAGAUUGCAAUACUGUGAUGAGACCGUUCCUGUAACUUUUGAUCCACACACACAGUUUCUUGGUCCUCAGAAGAAAACAGAGGAAGUUCAAAGAGACAUUGGAUUUUGGUGUCCAAGGCAUCUUAAGACUUCUGGGGGACAAGGCUAUAAGUUUCUGGGAAUUGACCAGUGCGCACCUCCAUGCCCUAACAUGUAUUUUAAAAGUGAUGAGCUAGAGUUUGCAAAAAGUUUUAUUGGGAUAGUUUCAAUAUUUUGUCUCUGUGCAACUCUGUUCACAUUCCUUACUUUCUUAAUUGAUGUUAAAAGAUUCAGAUACCCAGAGAGACCAAUUAUAUAUUACUCUGUCUGCUACAGCAUCGUGUCCCUGAUGUACUUUAUCGGAUUCUUGUUAGGCGACCGCACAGCCUGCAACAAGGCAGAUGAGAAGCUAGAACUCGGGGACACAGUAGUUCUGGGCUCUCAGAAUAAGGCUUGCACUGUUCUGUUUAUGUUUUUGUAUUUUUUCACAAUGGCUGGCACGGUGUGGUGGGUGAUUCUUACCAUUACGUGGUUCCUAGCGGCAGGAAGAAAAUGGAGUUGUGAAGCCAUUGAACAAAAAGCGGUAUGGUUUCAUGCCGUUGCGUGGGGAAUACCGGGUUUUCUGACCAUUAUGCUUCUUGCUAUGAACAAAGUUGAAGGAGACAACAUUAGUGGCGUUUGCUUCGUCGGCCUUUAUGACCUGGAUGCUUCCCGCUACUUUGUGCUCCUGCCACUAUGCCUUUGUGUGUUUGUCGGACUGUCUCUUCUUUUAGCUGGCAUUAUUUCCUUAAAUCACGUUCGGCAAGUUAUCCAGCAUGAUGGCCGGAACCAAGAGAAACUAAAGAAAUUUAUGAUUCGAAUUGGGGUCUUUAGUGGCCUGUAUCUUGUGCCACUGGUGACCCUUCUAGGAUGUUACGUCUAUGAGCAAGUGAACAGGAUCACCUGGGAGAUAACUUGGGUCUCUGACCACUGUCGUCAGUACCACAUCCCAUGUCCUUAUCAGGCAAAAACAGAAACCCGACCAGAACUGGCUUUAUUUAUGAUAAAAUAUCUGAUGACAUUAAUUGUUGGCAUCUCUGCCGUCUUCUGGGUUGGAAGCAAAAAGACAUGCACGGAAUGGGCUGGGUUUUUUAAACGAAAUCGUAAGAGAGAUCCAAUCAGUGAAAGCCGCAGAGUUCUACAGGAGUCAUGUGAGUUCUUCUUAAAGCACAACUCUAAAGUUAAACACAAAAAGAAGCACUGCAAACCCAGUUCGCACAAGCUGAAGGUCAUUUCCAAAUCCAUGGGAACCAGCACAGGCGCUACAGGCAAUCACGGCACCUCCUCGGUGGCAAUCACUAACCACGAUUACUUAGGACAAGAAGCUUCGACAGAAAUACCGACCUCCCCAGAGACGUCCGUGAGAGAGGUGAGAGCGGAUGGAGCGAGCACCCCCAGAUCCAGAGAAGAGGGCUGUGGGGAGCCGGCCUCCCCAGCAGCAUCCGGCUCCAAACUCUGUGGGGAACAGGCCGACAGGAAAGGCCGGGCAGGCAAUGGGAACGAUAAGAUCAGCGUGUCUGAAAGUCUGCGGAGUGAGGGAAGGGUAACUCCAAAAAGUGAUGUCACUGAAGCCGGCCCAGGGCAGAGCUACAGCUUGCAGGCCCCAGGUUCCUCAGAGCCGGGCAGCCUGAGAGGCUCCACGUCACUGCUCGUUCACUCGGCUUCCGGGGGUAGAAAAGAGCAGGGCCCCGGCAGUCACUCCGAUACGUGA